Messenger RNA from Protobothrops mucrosquamatus (brown spotted pit viper), 1593 nucleotides. It is a transcript of the gene DEPDC7, whose product is annotated as DEP domain containing 7. The coding region runs from base 1 to 1569 and encodes 522 amino acids. Gene Ontology annotation, biological process: intracellular signal transduction. The transcript is spliced from 9 exons. Lineage: Eukaryota; Metazoa; Chordata; Lepidosauria; Squamata; Viperidae. The record is from RefSeq and is a predicted model, not a curated record.
AUGGCUACGGUGAAAGAGAAGGCGGCAGCUUUGAAUCUCUGCGCCGUGUACAGCCCCGCCAACAGACCCCCAGGCUUCAGCUUGGCACAGAGACCCUUUGGAGCCACUUACGUUUGGAGCAGCAUUAUCCACACACUUCAGACCCACGUUGAAGUGAAAAAACGACGUCAGAAUCUGAAAUGUUAUCAUGACUGUUUUAUUGGCUCCGACGCAGUGGAUGUUGUCUACGCCCAUCUUCUCCAAAACAAAUAUUUUGGUGACACAGAUAUUAAUCGGAGUAAAGUUGUACGAGUAUGCCAGGCAUUGAUGGACUACAAGGUGUUUGAGGCUAUUUCAACCAAAGUCUUUGGAAAAGAUAAACGAUCUGUGUUUGAAGAUAGCAGCUGCAGCCUGUACAGAUUCUCAAAUACAGGGAAUCGAGUGGAGAGCCUUUGUGGAAGACAGCAUGGCCAUUUUAUACAGCAAAGACAGGACAAAAGAUUAUUACUUGGUACAUCAUCAGAGAGAUCAGAAAGUUUGGAGGAUCUCUUAGAAAACCUGAGUCUAAAACCUGUUAAUUCUCCUCAAGUAAAUCCAUCCGCCCAUUUGUCUCAUCAAGUCAUUAAUGAAGUCUGGGGAGAGCAAACGAUUGCCCGUCUCCUGCAGCUAAUAGAUCUUCCAUUGCUUGAUUCUUUACUUGAAUACCACAAGAUUGGAUCCCGGUUUCCACAAACAAAGCAGGAACCUGAACAUAGCAUCACAAACAAUUAUCUCGACCGAGAAAUUCUGAAAGCUUUUGGUGAUGCUCAGGCAGAUGAAUGGCUUUCAGCAGCAAUUGACUGUUUGGAGUAUCUCCCAGAUGCGAUGGUGGUUGAAGUAAGCCGCAGUUUACCUGAUCGGCCCGACAAAGUGCACGUGGGGAAACUGUUGUUGUUUGACACUAUUGGGAAGUAUUACAGCCAGAAAAAGCAACCAUUGCUAAACCAGGUGCCUGAAAUCCACCUGGGAAUUGCUGAGUUGCUAGUUAAUGGAAAAACUGAUCAGGCUUUGGAAACCAUUCAGCUCUAUUUAAAAUUAUUGGAUAGCCCUGCGAGAGAGGAAUUCAGGAAACUGCUUUAUUUUAUGGCUGUGGUAGCUCAGAAUUCUGAACUUAAGCUGCAAAGCGAGAGUGAAAACAGGAUGGUUGUGAAAAGAAUGUUCUCCAGAGCCAUAAUCAACAAUAAAACAUUAUCUAAAGGAAAAACGGAUCUUUUGAUUUUAUUUCUAGUGGAUUAUCAGAAAGAUGUUUUAAAGAUUCCAGGGACGCUACAUAAAAUGGUCAGCGAUAAGCUUCUGGCUAUACAGAGAGGCACAGAAUCCAGUCUGAAUAUUGGAUAUACUUUUUGCCAGAGGCUUGAUGAAUGUGAGUAUCAUUUCAGUGCCAAAAAAACUACAAAAGCGGAACUGGUGUCUUUACUAAAAACUAUUGAUGAAGACUCCAGUCUCUCUUCCAAAGAACGCAAGAAAUUACUAGAUCAAUUCUAUACUAGUAAUCCAACUAUCUUUUUGCAGUAUUUUGGUGAGGGAGAUGUUCCUGAUGAUGGUAUAUAAUUGUAGACCUGACGUCUAAAAAUC